Molecule: messenger RNA, 1859 nt
Organism: Odobenus rosmarus divergens (Pacific walrus)
Lineage: Eukaryota; Metazoa; Chordata; Mammalia; Carnivora; Odobenidae
Gene: CCDC38
Product: coiled-coil domain containing 38
Exons: 16
Coding region: 165-1859 (564 amino acids)
Cellular component (GO): centrosome
Source: RefSeq, a predicted model, not a curated record
CCCUACCAGAAGGUUCCCGAGAUGAAGGGGGAUCCUGGCGGGGGAGGAUAGAGCCGAGACUAGAAAAUCCAUUGGCGCCUCUGCCCAGCGUCCGCUAACGCCUUUCUGAAGGAUAGGUUUGGACCGGCUCCUGGAUCCAAACUCUUGCAGGGCCAGGAGACAAAAUGUCCUAUUUUUUGCCGAUAUCACUGGCUCCUGAAGAUAAAGGAAAAGAUGACUCAGUCAAAAAGGACAAGCCAUAUAAGAUCUUUUUCAAAGAUCUGUUUCUUUACAAAGAAAAUGAAAUGGCAGCAAAGAAAAAGGAAAAAUUUAUAAACCGCAGCAUGAAAGUCUACCAGAAGUCUACUUUUUCAUCUCGAAUGAAGAGUCGUUCACACUUGGGCCAAGUAGCAUUCUAUUCUGACACAGCUGGGGGCUCAUUCGAGAAAUUUGGGCUAGAUCCCACUUUUAUUCUAAGAUUAACAGAAGGUGUGGACACAAAAAGGACUAUUCACGAAUUUAUUAAUGACCAGAGAGACCGGUUUCUGCUGGAGUAUGCCCUGUCAACCAAAAGAAAUACAAUUAAAAAGUUUGAAAAACACAUGGUGGCGAAGGAACGGCAACUCACAAGAGCCGAAAAAAAGCUCCAAGAAGAUGCACUGGCCUUUGAAGAGUUCCUUCGAGAAAAUGACCAGAAAUCUGUAGAUGCUCUUAAAAUUGCAGCACAGGAAACUAUAAACAAACUCCAAAUGACCGCAGAACUAAAGAAAGCCAGUAUGGAGGUACAGGCGGUGAAAAGUGAGAUAGCAAAAACGGAAUUCCUCCUUAGAGAGUACAUGAAAUAUGGAUUUUUUCUGCUGAAAUUGUCUCCAAAACACUGGCAAAUCCAACAAGCGCUGAAAAGGGCGCAGAUGACAAAGAAUAGAGAGAGUAUGAAUGUCAGUCUUCCAGUACUAACAAAAUUACAUACAACGAAAACAGAGGGCAGUAAUGAGGAUGCCAGGAAGAUAUCAUUUUCAGAUGACUAUUACAUGGAAAGACGUCGCCAAGGAAAACCACACAAGAAGCCCACUCUCACCGUAGAGAAUAAGAAAUCAUCCUUAUCAAGCCACGCUGAGAGUAUCAGUUCAGAAGACAGCUUGGAAUUCUUUUUAGACAAUGAUAUGGACUAUGAUCUGGAGCCAGAGCUUUAUUUCAAAGAACCAGAAGAGUUACUUCAAGUCCUCACAGAGCUGGAAGAGCAGAAUCUAACUUUGGUACAGUAUUCCCAAGAUGUAGAUGAAAAUCUUGAAGAUGUAAAUAAAAGAGAAAAACUUAUACAGGAUAAGAUAAAUAGCAACAUAGAGUUUCUUCUGGAGCACAAGGAAAUGCUUAAGGCUAGCUGUGUGAGAGAAGAGGAAAAAGCAGCAGAACUGGAAUUAAGGUCCAGGCUAUUUAGUUUUGGAGAAUUUAAAUCAGACACUCAGGAAAAACUGAUAGACUCUCUUAGUAAAAAAAUUAAUCAAGUAUACAAAGUCUGCAUUGGAGAUGCUGAUGUUGGCAGCCUCAACCCAGUUCAAAAGCUGGUGAAAGUAGAGUCUCGCCUGGUAGAAUUGAGUGAUCUCAUUGAAUCCAUUCCCAAAGAAAAUGUGGAGGCAAUUGAGAGGAUAAAACAGAAAGAACGGCGACAAAAGUUACGUGAAGAGAAAAUGAAAGAAAAACAAAAACACCAGGAAGAAAGGCUAAGAGCUGCUCUGGAAAGAGCAGUAGCACAACCAAAGAAAAAGCUGGGAAGACGACUUGUCUAUCGCUCAAAACCGCCAUCUGGUAACAAACAUGAACUACUUUUAGUCAAGGAUACAAGAACAAAAUCACUAGAGGAUGAAUAUUUUUUCACUUGA